AUGAAAAGGAGCAACGCGGGUCCCGGGAGCGCGGCGGGCGGCACGAGCGGGGCGGGGGGCGUGGGCCAGGCGCUGGCCGCGCUGCUGCUGGCCACGUCCGUGUUGAGCGCCGCACUGCUGGCCCCCAGCGGCUCCCCGACGCCAGACUUAGGAAAAAAAAGGCACGUAGAGCUGAAGGUGGACCAGGCUUUGCUGCUCAUCCAUGAUGAACUGCCUGGGACAAACUUGACCGUCUACUGGAAUUUCGAUUGCUGUUAUCAUUGCCUGCUCCAGGUCCUGGUCGACGUCUCCCAGAGCAGGAAACCCGGGGAGCCCAGCAUUGAGGCCGUGGCUGUGAGCACCCAGCACGGAGCCAUCCUGCAGCUUAAUGACACCGUGGAGGAGAAGCAAGUUUGUAGGCUGGAAUACAAAUUUGGAGCAUUUGGAAACUAUUCUCUCUUGGUAAAGCACACCCACGAUGGAGUCAAUGAAAUUGCGUGUGACCUGGUCGUUAAUGAGAAGCCAGUUGACAGUAACCUUCCUGUGAGUAUCGCGUUCCUCGUCGGCCUGGUGCUCAUCAUUGUGGUGUCCUUUCUAAGGUUCUUGCUGAGGGAAAUUUAUUAAAGAGAAACGUUGACUGAAACCAUUGAACACAGGGCAUAACAACACACAGAGGAACUUCUAGCGGCCAC
Molecule: messenger RNA, 671 nt
Organism: Eubalaena glacialis (North Atlantic right whale)
Lineage: Eukaryota; Metazoa; Chordata; Mammalia; Artiodactyla; Balaenidae
Product: heparan-alpha-glucosaminide N-acetyltransferase-like
Exons: 1
Coding region: 1-603 (200 amino acids)
Source: RefSeq, a predicted model, not a curated record